UCUUUUCCUCUCCUGAUCUUUCAUUUUGUUAGACUCUUAUACACUUUGGUGCAUUACGGGUCCUUCAAGUCCCUCUAUUCGGAGCCUGGAGGACCCUAUUCAUUCUGUUUUCGUUGAUCUCAUCGUUUUUCAGGAAAUACGUGUUGCCUGUUUUACAUUUUUCUUUGACAAUCUUCAAUCUCUAUCUCCCUGUAAGACUUCAUGCAACACAAAUUAUGAAUCCAGGGAGCUACACGGGAAUUGAUAAAACGCUUUAAUUGAAGAACAUAUAUAUAUAUCUAAAACAUACCCUUUUUCUUUUUCUUUUUCCCUCGGGCGAAGUUAUUUAUUCUUUGUGUGUCUUUUAUUUUUGAAAAAAGAUUAAUAGACGUGUAUAUUAUAGCAUAAAGAAUGAAUUGUUUGCCAUGCCUUAGAGGAAAGAAAUCUAAAGGAAAGAAACCAGAUGGAAAGAACGAAGAUAAGAAGGAAGAAGGGGAGUUGCCUGUGGCACAACCUAAAGAAAAUCCUCUGAAAAAACAAACUACUGUGAAAAUCACCGGUUCAAACAAAAAAUAUGAUUCAUACAAACAAAACGAUUCAAGCAAACAAGAGCAAAUCGUUGACAUUGAUGAUGGUGUUGGUGGGGGUGGCGCUACGGUUGCUGCUCAGCCUGUUGUUGUUGCUCCGGUUGCUUCUGCCACCACUACUCCAUACGAACCCAUAGAAGAAGUUCCGACUGGUUCAUUCAAAUUGCAUGAGUUAGUCGCAGCCACCAAGAAUUUCAAGAGAGAAUGUCUAUUAGGAGAAAGUGGAUUUGGAAAAGUUUAUAAGGGAACUUUGGCUGAUGGCAAGGUUGUGGCUGUGAAGCAACUGGAUAAAAAUGGUUUCAAAGAAAACAUCGAGUUCUUAGAAGAAGUGAGCAGGUUGAGUGCUCUUCAGCAUCCAAAUCUUGUAGAUCUUAUCGGAUAUUGUGUUGAGGGAGAUCAGAAGCUUUUGGUUUAUGACUACAUGCCAAACGGUUCCCUUAAAGAUAAUCUAUUUGAGAAAAGACCAUUAGAUUGGAUCACAAGGAUGAAAGCUGCCUCAGGAGCUGCACAAGCGAUGCAAUAUUUACAUGAGAAAGUCAAUCCACCUGUUUUGUGUCGCAACCUUAAGGGUACCAAUGUUUUGUUGGAUGAAAACUUUGAACCGAAGGUCACAGAUUAUGGGUAUGUCAAUCUAGAGAGUUACACCGGUAAUGUGCAGCAAAGGGUGGUCGGAAUGGUUGGUUGUGCUCCAGAAUAUGAAAAAACGGGUCAACUCACAGUCAAAUCUGAUGUUUAUAGCUUCGGAGUUAUUCUAUUAGAGCUUAUCACUGGGAGAAAAGCUUUGGACACCUCUCGCCCUAGAGAUGAACAAAAUCUUGUGUCUUGGGCACAACCAUAUUUUAGAGAUCCAAAGAGAUUCCAAGAACUAGCUGAUCCUAUGUUUAAAGGAGUAAUUCCUGAAAAGAAUUUAAAUCAAGCUGUUGGUGUAGCAGCUAUGUGUUUACAAGAGGAGACAUACAUGCGUCCAUUGAUAUCCGACAUUGUAGAUGGUUUGAGCUUCCUCACAGAAGAUCCUGAAGGGUUUACGACACUAGCAGCAAGUGAGCUUGAUCUCAAGGUGGAGCCAUAUAACCCGCCUUCAUCCUCAUCCUCCUCAUCAUCAUCGUCAGACUCUGAUUCAGAAAAUGAGCUUAAAGUGAAGAUAGAGCCAUUUAAUCGACCUGUGCUAGAACCAAAUCCAAAGCCACAGCCUGAGCUGGUAUCGGAUUCUGAACAGGAGUCUGAGUUGGAGCCAGAACCCCAGCCAGAGCCCGAGCCGGAACCAGAGCCUGAGCCUGAACCUGAACCUGAACCUGAACCUGAACCUGAUUCAAGUUCAAGUUCAAGUUCAAGUUCGGAUUCAGAUCCAGAGCCUGAGCCAGUACCGGUUCCUAUGCCAGAACCGGUACAAGAACCAGUGCCAUCAAGUUCAAGUUCAAGUUCAAGUUCAAGCUCAAGUUCAGACUCUGAGCCAGAGCGAGAGCCAAUAUUAGUGCCAGAAAUACAACCAAUGGCCGAACCUAGUCAGAAAGAUCAAACUUCUUCUGAUGAUAAUUCUGAUGAUUCAUCGGUUGUAUAUGAGGAAGAUGCGUAUAGCGAAGAGGAAUUUUCAGAUGAAGACAAGACAAACACAUCAAAUCUACUAAAAUCUAAGUCAAAACCACGAACGAAACCCACCAAAAAGAGAGUUGUGUUUAACACAGAAGGAAAUGACUCAACAAAGCCAAAACCAAAAAGGAUGAAUUCUAGUCGGAGCAAGAAGACCUUGAAAGGUGAUCGAAGCAAAAAUAAAAGCAUGCGUAAAUCUAAAUCGAAGGGAGAUGACCAUAGUGAUAUAGAGUUUACAGAUGAAAGUGAUGGUGAGGAUACAAGUCAAAGGUAUACAAGUACUAUUUCGAGGUUCAUGAGUGCUAAUUCAAAAGUUUACAGAGGAUAUGCCGAUGAGAGUGACAAUGAUUCAAGUUCAGAGGGCGAAAAAUAGAGGAACAAUAUUUGCACCCAUAUUCCAUUAACUCAUGGUUUUCAUCGACCAAAUGGAAACAAGAUAAACAUGAGUUCAAAAUUUCUUCUAUCCGUAUUCAUAAUUGACAAUCUUUCCCUCAUAUAGACUAUGUCUUCUCAA
Molecule: messenger RNA, 2667 nt
Organism: Lactuca sativa (garden lettuce)
Lineage: Eukaryota; Viridiplantae; Streptophyta; Magnoliopsida; Asterales; Asteraceae
Biological process (GO): protein phosphorylation
Molecular function (GO): protein kinase activity; ATP binding
Source: RefSeq, a predicted model, not a curated record